AUGGUGUUGAACCCGACCCAGCCAAAGCCUGGCUCCUCAAAAGUGAAACAUCUCGACGAUUUGGCGUCAGAAUUUGGCUCUGAUGCCGCCGCAAUUCGAGCCAACGAAGGCGAGGCUGCUAGCUACGGAGUCUACUUCGAUGAUACCGAAUACGAUUAUAUGCAGCAUUUGCGCGAUCUCAACUCGGCGUCCAGUGGGGAGGUUGUUUUCAUCGAGGCGAAUACCAAGAGUAAGGGGAAACAAAAGGAAUCAUUAGAAGAUGCGCUGAAGAAAAUGGAUCUGGAGCAAAAGUCGGGCGACUUAUUUGAGGAUGAAAUGCUGCCCUCAAAGAACCUCACCCGGGUCACCUACCAGGCCCAACAAGAUGUCCCUGAUUCGAUUCGCGGAUUUCAGCCGGACAUGGACCCUAGAUUAAGGGAGGUUCUCGAGGCCUUGGAUGACGAGGCUUACGUAGACGACGAGGACGACGAUAUUUUCAAAAACCUCACAAAAGACGGACAGGAGAUCAAAGAUGGUGAAUUUGAUGACGCCGACUUUUUCGACGAGGAUGAAGAUGGCUGGGAGUCGGAUGAUACCGCCAAGCCCACAAAGGAGUACAAGGAAGUAAUACCAGAGCUCGUUGCAGUGCCAGAGCACCCCGAGGUCGGGCCGUCACAAGACUGGAUGGAGGACUUUAAGCAAUUCAAAAAGGAACAAAAGUCUGGCAAGCCUCGCGCUGCGCCGUCCCACUCCGAACUCCAGUCCACUUGGACGACCACCACAAAUGGCGGUCGAAAGAAGAAGAGAAAGGGUGCUUUGACCGACGCGUCCAACUACUCCAUGACAUCGUCAUCGCUUGUGCGCACAGAGCAAAUGUCUCUUCUGGACGCCAGGUUCGACAAGAUUGAGGAAUCGUAUCUGGAAGACCCAGAGGACGACAUGGCUUCUAUUUCCCAGGCAUCAACAUCUAGCGUCGUUGGACCUACGAGAAGAGACUUUGACGGAAUUCUGGACGACUUCCUCGGGAGUUACACGAAACCUGGAAAGAGAACGUCUAAAAAGUCCAAGGCACAGACUGGCUUGGAACAGUUGGAAGAGAUACGAAGGGAGUUGGGUCCGCCUCGCAUUCGCGGUCGAAAUGUUGGAACAUAG
Molecule: messenger RNA, 1131 nt
Organism: Metarhizium brunneum ARSEF 3297
Lineage: Eukaryota; Fungi; Ascomycota; Sordariomycetes; Hypocreales; Clavicipitaceae
Gene: ltv1
Product: Protein LTV1
Biological process (GO): ribosomal small subunit biogenesis; ribosomal small subunit export from nucleus
Cellular component (GO): nucleus; preribosome, small subunit precursor; cytosol
Source: RefSeq, a predicted model, not a curated record